Kwoniella botswanensis is the source of this 1044-nucleotide messenger RNA. RefSeq lists its product as uncharacterized. The coding region runs from base 1 to 1044 and encodes 347 amino acids. The transcript is spliced from 5 exons. Lineage: Eukaryota; Fungi; Basidiomycota; Tremellomycetes; Tremellales; Cryptococcaceae. The record is from RefSeq and is a predicted model, not a curated record.
AUGGUUGACGCCACUGCCAACGGAUCUUCUUCCUCCAACGUAGUCUUGAUUACCGGUGCAGCAGGAUGGUUAGGUGGUAUUCUCGCCUCUGAACUUCUUUCCGACCCCAAAACACCCAAUGUCAAAUUGAUCUUGGCCGAUAUCGUUGAACCUAAAGCUCCCAAGGGCGCUCAGCACGCUUUGACUUUCAAAGCUGAUUUGACAAACCCCGAAUCGAUCUCUACCCUCUAUGACACUGAAUUCGGUACCCCAGAUACCGUUUACUGUUUCCAUGGAAUUAUGAGUAGAGGUAGUGAAGAUAAUUUCGAUUUGGGUUUGAAGGUCAACAUCGACUCCAUUCGAUACAUGCUCGAAGCAGCCCGUAAACGAAAGACCGCUUCUGGUGAAUUGAUCAAAUUCAUCUUCACCUCUUCCUUGGCAGUAUACGGUGGACCCCUUCCCCACGUUGUCGAUAUCCACACUAUCGCUACUCCCGAAGGAGCCUAUGGAAUGGGUAAACUCUCUUCUGAAUUAUUGGUCAAUGAAUAUUCCAGAAGAGGUUUUGUCGACGGUAGAAUCCUCAGAUUACCUACUAUCGUCGUUAGACCUGGUGUUCCUUCCGCUGCUACCUCCGCCUUCAUCAGUGGUAUCAUCAGAGAGCCCCUCCAUGGAGUAGAAGCCAUUUGCCCAGUAGGAAAUGGACUGGAUUCACCAGAGCUGGAAUUAGCAGCUUGGGUCGCUUCUCCAGAGAUCACUAUACAGAACUUUGUUAUUGCCAAACAUAUUCCAAAGGAAAAGUUCUUGCCUCAUACUAGAGUUGCCUACUUACCUGGUUUCACUACCACUGUAAGAGAAGAACUCGAGGCUUUGGCUACUGUAGCUGGUAAAGAUGCUUUGAAAUUGGUCACUUUCAAGGAUGACCCAACGAACCGAAGAAUCGUCUCAUCAUGGCCCGCUCGAUUCAACAACGAAUACCCAUUAUCACUUGGUUUCGUCGUCGAUCAAGGUGGUAUGGUACCUAUCGUGCAGAGAUUCAAGGAUGCCGUCGAAGCUGGUCUUGCUUAA